AUGAAUAACGGCAUCCUGUUGGUGCCGGCCAAGACACAGCACCUCACCGGUCGUGACAGGCGCUUCCAGCCCGCCCCGGCCGCCAUCAUUCCCACACCGACGCCGCGCCGCGCGUUUGAGGUCGGGCGCGCUGCCCAGUGCAUCGUCAACCGUCUGGUGGAUGCGGUGACCUUGGACCACGAGUUCCUGGUCCAGGCUCUGCGCUCCACCUGUGCUGUGGAUGAAUUCACAAACGAAAUCUUCAAGGUGUACAUGGCAGCGCGAGAGAGCACCAAUGGCAUCUCUCAGUACGGGCCCACCGCCCUGCGGGCUCACGUGUUGCGUAACGACUUCAUGCUCCAUCUGGGUGCCAAUAAAGAGCUUGCAUUUCAAGAUGCCGAGAUUCACAACGUCGAGAUCAACACCAUCGCUGCCGGGUUUGCCACGCUUUCUACGCGUUUGGUUGAAGCCAUGCGCAUGCUGGAAGCUCCUGAAGUAGCCAGCCGCAUCCCCGAGAACAACGCGCUGGCCGGCGUUGUUGAUGGCUUUAAGGCAGCGCUGGAUGCAUAUGUGACCGCCGGCCGCCGUCGGACUAGCAACCCUUUGGCAGCUGUUAUGAUGGUCCAGCCCGGUGAGCGCAAUAUUUGCGAUCAGCGAGGUCUGGAAGUGGAGCUGCGCCGGCGUCAUGGCCAUCGUAUGGCCCGCGUGACGCUGGAAGAGGCAGCACAACGCUUUACAUACAUGGCCGAUGGAACGCUCUUGUACACGGGCGUUGACGGCUUGCAGCUGGAGGUGGGCCUCGUCUACUACCGUUCGGGUUACAGCCCUGAUGACUAUCCCACCCCCGCGUGCUGGGAAGCCCGCUUGAACAUCGAAACAAGCGCUGCUGUCAAGGUCCCCAACGCAGCAGCCCACCUCGUGGGCACCAAAAAAAUGCAGCAGGUGCUGGCUCAGCCCGGGAUCCUUGAGAAGUUUCUGUCCGCGGCUGAAGCAACCACGCUGGCCAAGACCUUUACUCGCUUCUAUUCACUGGACGCUGCCGACUACGCCACCCCUGCAGCACUUGAAGCAGUGCUUGAGCAGGAAAUCUACGCACACCCUGACGACUGGGUUCUCAAGCCCCAGCGCGAGGGUGGUGGCAAUAACUACUAUGGCGCAGACGCCGUCCAGCGCUUACGUGCCAUGUCGCCUGAAAAGCGGGCAGGCUUCAUCUUAAUGGCCCGCAUUCAUGCCCCAAUUCUGCAAACGUCGGCCUUGGCAGAGCAGUGUGGUCAUGACACGUUUGCCUCCGUGACUGAGUUUGGCUUUUAUGGUGUGUUUGUGGCCAAUGGUGCCACCGAGCUGGUCAACACGCAGCCAGGCUAUCUCAUGCGUACCAAGCCGGCCUCCAGCCUAGAGACCGGCGUGGCCGCUGGCUUUGGCCUCAUUGACGUUCCGCUUUUCGUCUAA
Messenger RNA from Monosiga brevicollis MX1, 1428 nucleotides. RefSeq lists its product as uncharacterized. Gene Ontology annotation, cellular component: cytosol. Gene Ontology annotation, molecular function: glutathione binding; ATP binding; glutathione synthase activity. The record is from RefSeq and is a predicted model, not a curated record. The coding region runs from base 1 to 1428 and encodes 475 amino acids. Gene Ontology annotation, biological process: glutathione biosynthetic process. Lineage: Eukaryota; Choanoflagellata; Craspedida; Salpingoecidae. The transcript has 3 exons.